AGCGGCGGAACGCGGGCCCCGGGGACGGCGGGAGGCGCCCGCGCUCCGAGGCUGCGGUGGGCCUCGUGGUGAGCUGGGGCCCGGUUCUCUCCGUGCGGAGAGCGCGAGCCUCGGCCGCGGCCGGGGGCGGCCCGCGGAGCGCCUGGUCCAGUCAUGGCAGACUACUGGAAGUCACAACCAAAGAAAUUCUGUGAUUACUGCAAGUGUUGGAUCGCGGACAAUAGGCCUAGCAUUGAAUUUCAUGAAAGAGGAAAGAAUCACAAAGAAAAUGUGGCGAAGAGGAUCAGUGAGAUUAAACAGAAAAGCCUGGAUAAGGCAAAGGAAGAAGAAAAGGCGUCAAAGGAGUUUGCUGCAAUGGAGGCAGCUGCCCUGAAAGCAUACCAGGAGGAUUUGAAAAGGCUUGGCUUAGAGUCAGAGAUCUCAGAGCCAAGCGUGUCACCAGUAACCAGCACGGUUCCACCCACCUCUGCAUCAAAUCAGCAGAAAGAAAAGAAGAAAAAGAAAAAAGACGCUUCAAAGGGCAGAUGGGUAGAAGGCAUAACCUCGGAGGGCCACCAUUACUAUUAUGAUCUUAUCACAGGAGCAUCUCAGUGGGAGAAACCUGAAGGAUUUCAAGGAAACUUAAAAAAGGCAACAGGGAAGACUGUGUGGAUAGAAGGGUUAAGUGAAGAUGGCUAUACCUAUUAUUAUAAUACAGAAACAGGGGAAUCCAGAUGGGAAAAACCCGAUGAUUUCAUUCCACACUCCGGUGAUCUGCCUUCUAGUAAAGUCAAUGAAAAGUCACUUGGCACCCUAGAAGAGUCCAAAUCUUCAGAUUCACAUGGUGAGUCUGAUGGCGAACAGGAGGCAGGAAAGGAGAAGAAAAAAGAAGAGAUCCCAACAGAAACACAGAAGCUAAUAAUAAAGUUUAAGGAAAAAAAUAAAAAUAGUAAUAAAAGAACUGAACCAGAAACACAGAAAGAAAAAAAUACCCAAGGGAAGAAUUCAUCAGGUCCAAGUGAAGAAAAACCCAAAGAAAAAAAUACCCAAGGGAAGAGUUCAUCAGGUUCAAAUGAAGAAAAACCCAAAGCUCAUAAAAAGCCAAACCCAUAUGGAGAAUGGCAGGAAAUUAAACCAGAAGUUGAGUCCCAUGAGGAGGUAGAUUUGGAGCUUCCAAGCGCUGAAAAUGAAUAUGUAUCAACUUCGGAGGCUGAUGCUGCUGGGGAACCCCAACUGGUUUUUAAAGAAAAAACAGUCACUUCUCUUGGAGUCGUGGCAGAUGGAGUGGCCCCAGUCUUCAAAAAGAGAAGAAUUGAAAAUGGGAAGUCUAGAAAUUUAAGGCAACGAGGUGAUGAUCAAUAAUUAUAAGAAAGCUCUUAAUGUGUGUUUUUUGGACAUAAUGGAGACUGUACAUCUUUAAAAGCUCCUCUGUGUUUGUUUUAUAUUAUUUAAGUGAUAAAAAUUUAGACUUACUCUGAAUGUAUUUUAUGUGAAUUUAAAAUAAAUCUUUUUUCAUGUGAAA
Molecule: messenger RNA, 1501 nt
Organism: Bubalus bubalis (water buffalo)
Lineage: Eukaryota; Metazoa; Chordata; Mammalia; Artiodactyla; Bovidae
Gene: WBP4
Product: WW domain binding protein 4
Exons: 10
Coding region: 154-1341 (395 amino acids)
Biological process (GO): mRNA splicing, via spliceosome
Cellular component (GO): nucleus; precatalytic spliceosome
Molecular function (GO): RNA binding; protein binding; zinc ion binding
Source: RefSeq, a predicted model, not a curated record